Molecule: messenger RNA, 919 nt
Organism: Phacochoerus africanus (Common warthog)
Lineage: Eukaryota; Metazoa; Chordata; Mammalia; Artiodactyla; Suidae
Product: insulin-induced gene 2 protein-like
Exons: 2
Coding region: 446-919 (157 amino acids)
Biological process (GO): cholesterol biosynthetic process; cellular response to insulin stimulus; SREBP signaling pathway
Cellular component (GO): endoplasmic reticulum; SREBP-SCAP-Insig complex
Source: RefSeq, a predicted model, not a curated record
CAAAAAAAAAAAAAAAGAGUGUUAACCUUGUCUCAGUAAGAAGCAGACAAACACCAACUUUAUAUAACGUUAAAAAUAUAGACAAAAAAUAAACUGGGAAAAAUACAUUAAUAACAUACGGGCAGGUUAGUAUCCUAAAUAGUUAAGAGCUUUGAUUAAUCAGUUUAAAAAUGGAAACACCCAUUAUACACAGGAAAGAUUGCUUUUAUUUAGAGGGGUGAGCAAAUAACCUAGAAUGAUUGUACUUGCAAAGUUCUAGGUUUUAUGGCUCAGAAACCAUGUGGAUCGAACUUUGAAUCUAGCCAAGAGGAUUUCUGGUAGGUCCUAUUUUAGGACAGAUGCAAUACUGUUGAAACGCCAACCUGCUUUGGUUCAGACAGCUGGCUUUUCAGCUAGGUCGCCAUUUCUUCUUUUUUUCUUACUGACUUACUGAACUUAUGAAACCAUGGCGGAAAGAGAGACACAGUCACCUGGACCCAAAAAGUGUGGUCCCUAUAUCUCAUCUGUGACUAGCCAGAGUGUGAACUUGAUGAUUCAAGCAGUAGUCCUCUUUUUUAUUGGUGUAUUUCUUGCAUCAGUGUUAAAUUUUUUUCAGAUUCAGAGAAACGUGACGCUCUUUCCACCGGAUGUGAUUGCAAGCAUCUUUUCUUCGGCAUGGUGGGUACCACCGUGCUGUGGCACAGCUUCAGCUGUGAUUGGGUUAUUAUACCCCUGCAUUGACAGGCAUCUAGGAGAACCACAUAAAUUUAAAAGAGAGUGGUCCAGUGUAAUGCGGUGUGUAGCUGUCUUUGUUGAUAUAAAUCACGCCAGCGCUGAAGUGGAUUUUUUUUUUGUCUUUUUGUCUCUUUUGUUGUUGUUGUUGUUGCUAUUUCUUGGGCCGCUCCCUCGAUUGUAUUACACUUUGGAAUAUUUACAUUAA